Ascochyta rabiei is the source of this 783-nucleotide messenger RNA. RefSeq lists its product as uncharacterized. Gene Ontology annotation, cellular component: membrane; mating projection tip. Lineage: Eukaryota; Fungi; Ascomycota; Dothideomycetes; Pleosporales; Didymellaceae. The transcript is spliced from 3 exons. The record is from RefSeq and is a predicted model, not a curated record. Gene Ontology annotation, biological process: conjugation with cellular fusion. Bases 1 to 783 code for a protein of 260 amino acids.
AUGCAACGCAUCAUACCGUUCCUCGGAUUCCACCAUGUGCUCAUGAUCUUGAUCGCUGUGGCUGUCAUCCUACUAUCGUUGUUAUUGGCAGGCUGCUCCUCCACAUCGCCCCUCAUCCCCGGCAUCUUUCUCAUCUCGCUGUGGUACGAAAAGUACACACCCGCAUACUCAACCGAACAAGUCGAUCCUGGCGUCACACAAGCCAUCGCAAACAUUGUCGGUAACGCCCAGCUCGGUGUCCGCGUAGGAUACUUCGGCAUCUGCAUCAACCGCGAUGGUGGGGGCUACAUCUGCUCCAACAACGCCACUGCCCUCGUCGACAACCUGUCGGUAGACCAGGACCCGCUCAACCUUGUGUGGGUCGCAGCUACCUUCAAGGAUGCCGUCGUCUUUCCAUACCUCCUCAUCGUCGCCAUCAUUCUCGCCUUCUUCACCUUCGUCCUGCUUGCAACUUUCCCUGGGUGGCACGAGGAGAGAGAUGAGCGCACAGGCUCCGAUGUCGACGUCAAGCCCUUCCCGUCGAGACCCGUGUCGCAAGUGGCUCUGGCCCUCAUCUUCAUCUCAUCCAUCUUUGUUCUUGUUUCUGUGCUGUGGCAACAUACUGCGUCCGUCGCCGCAGCUACAAUAGCACAAGAUCUAGGAAACGGGAGCGUAAAGUCCGGUGUUGGCACAUCGGCCAUGGUACUCGGGUGGUUCGGCUUUGUCCUGCUUAUAAUAGUAACCAUAGGGUUACUCGUUAUGAUCAUAAGCAUAGUCGUUCUCGACCGCUUGACCGACGACUAA